AUGGCAGCUCCCAGCAGGAAACAGACGUUAAAAUUUCUCAGCCAGUUAGGAGCGUUUAUUUUAACCCGGUUCGGGUUUUGGAACUGCUUCAGCAUGUUGAUGCUGUUUGCUGAACGAGCGGACUCAAAAAGGAAGCCAGACAUCCAUGUACCAUACCUGUAUGUGGACAUGGGGGCUGCAGUGCUCUGCGCCAGCUUCAUGUCAUUUGGGGUGAAGAGGAGGUGGUUUGCAAUGGCCGCUGCCAUACAACUGGCCGUCAGCACAUACGCAUCCUAUGUUGGAGAACAGGUGUUCUACGGUGACUGGCUGAAGGUACGAAUGUAUUCCAGAGCGCUGGCCAUUAUUGGAGGCUUCCUGGUUCUGGCCAGUGGGGCAGGGGAGGUGUACAGACAGAAACCUCGCAGCAGAUCCCUGCAGUCUACUGGACAAGUUUUCCUGGGAGUCUACCUCAUCUGCAUGGUGUACUCCCUCCAGCACAGCAAAGAAGACCGGCAGGCCUAUCUAAACCACAUCGUGGGAGGAGAGAUCACUCUGAUGCUGCUGGAGGUGCUGUUUGGGGUGUUGGCUCUGGCCUUCCUCUCUGGCUGCUACAUCCGCCUGGCCGCUCAGAUCCUAGCCACCGUCCUGCCUCUGGUGAUCCUGCUCAUCGACGGCAACCUGGGCUACUGGCACAACAACCGCAAGGUGGAGUUCUGGAACCAGAUGAAGCUGAUUGGACAUAACGUGGGCAUCUUAGGCGCUGUGCUAAUCCUGGCAACUGAUGGUUGAACCCUUGGGCUCUCACAAACAACUUUUACAGACCAAGGUGUCUGCGCACGAUGAGAUUGUUGGCCUUUACAUCGCCACCCAACUUUGUACUCCAAGCUACGGUCGCUCAGUGACCUCUCAGGAUUCAACACUCCAAGCUGAGACUGUUAGAUGUGAGCAGCGUUGAUUGUCUUUGCCUACCAGUCGGUAACUUUGCUUUUUCAAGAAAAAGAAAAAAAACACAAGCUUCCUUUUUCAAUUGAAUAAUUUAUUCAGAUUCAUGUUUACAUCUUUGUCUCUGUUAUGCUCUGAAACAUGACAAUGAGUAUCGAUUCUGUAUAUUUACAGAGGAAAUACCUUUUACUCCAAAAAUUAUAGUCUUAAAUGGUUCAAUAAUGUUUUACAGUAUAUAGUUUACAAAUAAAGGGAACUUAAAAUUUAACCUAUAUUGUAUUGUCUAUGAACUUACAGUUGAGCUACAGUUACAGCCAUUUGGUAAUAAACACUUGUUUAUUCAAUUCACUUUAUUUCAUUAAAUUAAAUAAGCACCGCUCCUUUAUCUUCUGUGUAAAUACUGUUCAUAUUUUAUAUGAAAUAACAUUACAUGAUGGUGCACAAAAUGCUGAUGAUCGUUUUCCAUGCUUGAGUAUUUUGAUCAUUAAAAUUUUGUUGCUUCAUUUCACUGAA
Messenger RNA from Micropterus salmoides (largemouth bass), 1434 nucleotides. It is a transcript of the gene tmem101, whose product is annotated as transmembrane protein 101. The transcript has 4 exons. Bases 1 to 768 code for a protein of 255 amino acids. The record is from RefSeq and is a predicted model, not a curated record. NCBI's taxonomy places the organism in Eukaryota, Metazoa, Chordata, Actinopteri, Centrarchiformes, Centrarchidae. Gene Ontology annotation, biological process: positive regulation of canonical NF-kappaB signal transduction.